AUGUCAGUGCGGCACUCCGGUCUACAGAAGGACGUCCUCGCACUCUACCGCCGGGCUCUGCGCAUGGUUAGAACGAAGCCAGAGAACGUACAGCCUAAGUUCAGUCUCUUCGUCCGCUGGUCUUUCCGGACCCAAUCCGCUGGUGUCUCGCCGCGCAACGUGAGCACCAUCGAGCAUCUCUUGAGGAAAGGAGCUCGACAGCUGGAGACGUACGAGAGUCCGACGGUCAAGGAUUGCUGGGUGUCGGGAGAAAUGAAGCAGUGGGAUGAAGAACAGAAACAUCGAUGGAGGACUUUGCAUGCACACAGUACACCCCAAUGA
Molecule: messenger RNA, 321 nt
Organism: Stereum hirsutum FP-91666 SS1
Lineage: Eukaryota; Fungi; Basidiomycota; Agaricomycetes; Russulales; Stereaceae
Exons: 2
Coding region: 1-321 (106 amino acids)
Biological process (GO): mitochondrial respiratory chain complex II assembly
Cellular component (GO): mitochondrion
Source: RefSeq, a predicted model, not a curated record